GCUGCUGCUAAGGGAAGAUGAAAGGUACCUUGCUAUUGGCUGGCUCCUCUUAGCAGGGAAGGCAGGUGGUGAGACCGGGGAGGAGCUGCAGCCAGGACUUCCUGAAGACCAUCGUCUCAGCCCAGGGUCUCCCGUUGAUGUUGACCCCUCUGCGAUGGCGGUGACCGAGAAUGUGUCCAGCUGCUCCCUGAGCGCCAUGUGGGACUGGUCACACCUGUCACUGUCGGGGACGCCGCCAACUGUGUGUCUGUUAGAUGCCGCAGCUGACCUGCUGGUGCUGGAAAGGAACUUUGCCGGAGCUUUGGCGCUGUGUGAAAGAGGUCUGCAGAUCUUAUCAGCGGAUGACGGAGACACAAAGAGUGGACAAGUGAAGGCCUCGCUGUGUGUGAUCGGGAUUCAGGCCCUGGCCGAGAUGGAGCAAUGGAGGGAGGUCCUGCCCUGGCUCUUUCAGUAUUACCAGAGCGCACAGGAGAUGCCACACAACAUCAUGGAGCUGUGCCUCCUCCUGUACAGCAGUGUGAAGCAGCCCCAUGUGAUGCUAGAACUGAGCCGUGAUUGGCUGAGAGAUCCCAAGAACCAGCUCCUGCCAGGGUACCAGAAAGUGUCAGAGCUUCAUCUCCUGCGUAUUCUGCUCCCCCUUGGUCUCUUGUCAGAGGCUGAGGAGCUGGCACGGGACCCCAGAGCAUUCACCACGCAGCAACAGGAAGUGGUCCUCACAGCCGUGGCUGAAGAGAGGAGGCGUCUAAAGCAGGCGGAGGAAGAAGCUGAGAGAGAGAGCCUGGGGGAGCCAGACUCUCCUUCAGGGGCAGGACAUUUGCCGGCAAGACGGGAGCAUGUGGUGCGGUGCCUCUAUGGAGCACUGAGCGUGGUGGUGACAUGGGUUCGCAGGAUUCCAUUACAUCGUGUCCUGGUGGCUCUUCUUCUGAUGUCCGUCAUCCUGCUGCGACUGGAUCCAGCUUCUCCAUUGUCCCAGGGUCCUAUCGCUCAUUUGCUUCUCCUACUGCGACAAAUUGCCACCAACACCUUUAAGAAUUCACCGCCAAGUCAGCCGUGAGCAGCUGUAAAGAAAUUCCUGCGCAAAAGUGGUAAUUCAGUUGUACAAUGUACAUGGAAUAUUGUGGGCUGAUUUACAGCUGGAUUCUUAUAUCUUCUGAGGACUGCAGAAGUGAGACCUCCCAUCCAUAGUUCUCGGGUUCUGUUCCUGCCCACCUGAGGUUUUUGGGUAUUCCUGUCCACCUUUGUGCAUCCCUCCUCUGACAUUCUCCAUAAUAUAAAAUGAAUGGCACUACCAGCAGGCAUGGUGUGAUACAGAAAUGUGAGUUUUAAGUGGACUGUUCGUCAAUGACAUUCCCAAAUGCCACUGGAACACAAAGGGCUUUGUUCAUGAAAUGUGUCCCUAGUCCCUGUGUUGCCUUGGUUGCUAUGGGCAGCACCCUUUGAAUUCAGAUGUGGCCAGCCAAAUAUCCUUUUCAGACCCACUACAGCUACGGACUAGAUAAUUCCUGCAAUAAUUGUUUAAAUCAAAUGUAACAAAGUUCUAAAAUGAUAUGCGAUUGCGUCCAUGAAUGUAAUUUUGUUGUUUACGUGUCAAUAAAGUUUUUUUGAAUGAGAA
Rana temporaria (common frog) is the source of this 1612-nucleotide messenger RNA. RefSeq names its product peroxisomal biogenesis factor 26 (gene PEX26). Gene Ontology annotation, cellular component: peroxisomal membrane; peroxisome. Bases 155 to 1054 code for a protein of 299 amino acids. NCBI's taxonomy places the organism in Eukaryota, Metazoa, Chordata, Amphibia, Anura, Ranidae. The transcript has 6 exons. The record is from RefSeq and is a predicted model, not a curated record. Gene Ontology annotation, biological process: protein import into peroxisome membrane; protein import into peroxisome matrix. Gene Ontology annotation, molecular function: protein-containing complex binding; ATPase binding.